Labrus bergylta (ballan wrasse) is the source of this 2193-nucleotide messenger RNA. It is a transcript of the gene tmem184ba, whose product is annotated as transmembrane protein 184ba. Gene Ontology annotation, molecular function: transporter activity. Gene Ontology annotation, cellular component: membrane. Lineage: Eukaryota; Metazoa; Chordata; Actinopteri; Labriformes; Labridae. The record is from RefSeq and is a predicted model, not a curated record. Gene Ontology annotation, biological process: transport.
GGAUUGGUUUGAAAUCAGCGGAGUGAAGGAAGGAGAAGGAGUGAAGCGACCGAGUUUGCUGCUUAAACUCUCGAAACACUGACUUUCAGGCGAUGUUAUUGCGAAGACAUUAGCGUUACAGGAUUAAUUUAGGUAGAGUUUAGCAUGAGAAACAAACUUUAGAGGUGAGUUGUCGGGGGGGUGCGCAGAGGUUGACGGGACGGUCCGCUGAGGGCUCAACAUGGAUGUCGGGGCUCUGAGGAGGAAUUAAGGCCAUUUCGAGGUUAUUUCUGGUUUGACUGGCGGAGCCGAGGAGGAGUUUAAGGAAACAACCUAUCUACCAGCCUUAAAGAAAUCCUCCGUUUGUUGUUUUGGCUGCAAGCAGAGAUGUCGAGGCUUUGGAGACGAGAUGUGCCGCUCUCGGAGAGGCUCGGUGAGGACUCUCCCCUGGUGGCAGCACCCAGUCUCCCCUUAACAGCAGUCCCGGCGGGUCCAAACAUUUCAUGGCUCCCUGAAGCCCCUCUGCUGACACCAGACCAGCCCAUCUUUCUCAUGACCCCGGCGGCUCAGGCUGUGUCUGGCUUCUUCGUCUGGACUGCACUCCUCCUCACCUGUCACCAGAUCUACAUGCACCUGCGUUUCUACAGCUCACCCAGGGAGCAGCGCCACAUCGUCAGGAUUCUCUUCAUUGUUCCGAUCUACGCCUUUGACUCUUGGCUCAGCCUCCUCUUCUUCACCAACGACCAGUACUACGUGUACUUUGACACGGUCAGGGACUGCUACGAGGCAUUUGUGAUUUAUAACUUCCUGAGUCUUUGCUAUGAAUACCUCGGAGGAGAGAGCGCCAUCAUGGCUGAGAUCAGAGGAAAACCCAUCGAGUCAAGCUGUAUGUACGGCACCUGCUGUCUGGGGGGAAAGGCGUACUCCAUUGGCUUCUUGCGGUUCUGUAAACAAGCCACACUGCAGUUCUGUGUGGUCAAACCACUCAUGGCUAUCAUCACUGUGAUCCUGCAGGCCUACGGCAAAUACAAGGACGGAGACUUCAACGUUGCCGGCGGUUACCUGUACGUCACCAUCGUCUACAACAUCUCCGUCAGCUUGUCUCUCUACGCGCUCUUCCUCUUUUACUUCUCCACCAGGGAGCUACUCCGCCCUUUCAGCCCCAUGCUCAAGUUCUUGAUGGUCAAAUCAGUCAUCUUCCUCUCUUUCUGGCAGGGCAUGUUGCUCGCCAUCCUGGAGAAGUGCGGGGCCAUCCCUCAGAUUAACUCCGUGGAGGUGUCUGUUGGCGAGGGUACGGUCGCUGCUGGUUACCAGAACUUCAUCAUUUGCAUCGAGAUGUUUUUUGCUGCGUUGGCUCUGCGCCACGCUUUCACAUACAGAGUCUACAUGGAUAAGAGUAUGGAUUUACAAGGACGCUGCCCCAUGAAGAGCAUAUCCAGCAGCCUGAAAGAAACCAUGAGCCCUGGCGACAUGGUCCAGGACGCCAUCCACAACUUCUCUCCAGCCUACCAGCAGUACACCCAGCAGUCCACGCUGGAGCAGGGAGCGCCGCCGCCCGUCUCCCGCACGCACGGCACUGUCGGAAGCCACGGCGACUCGGAGAAGACUUUCCUACUAAGCUCUGAUGACGAAUUCUAGAGCAACAACUAAUAAGACUGUUGUAGCGCCAGAUGGUACUUCAUCCUCCUGUGCAGCCAGUCCUCUUCAGUGAUUGGAGAGUUUGUUUUUUCUUUUCUUUGAGACUGAGGAUGUGGACCUUCCUGCAGAGACAUUUCUGCACCCAUACUCCUGAAGCAUCUUAGUCGGUGCUCACUCUUCAGGGUGGUUUUUAUGUUGUUUUUAUGCCAGAAGAUAAAGUGUUGUGUCCGUUUUUGGCACGAGUGUGUGUGAGUGAGCCGCACUCAGGCAGACUGAAUCAUACUCGACUUUUGGCCUGGAAAGAUGCUUAAUUUCACAUUUCAGUUCCAUCUCAUUUCUUUUGCUCUAAUGUGUCUUUCUCAGUGGCAAUAUGUUGUCCUCAUGGACGUUUGAAGUUAGUUUGAAAUGUAAAGGCUCUUUGGUUACCAGAUGUUUCCUGGUUGUGUUUAACAAAAAUGUUCCUGGUCAUGAAAACACUUCAAAAAGUAACACUUGAAUUUUCCUAAGAUCCUUAAAGUUUGAUUUAAUUGUUGCACUUUGUAUAGAGAUUUUAAACCAAGAUAUGAAUUUACAAUA